UAUAUUUAUAUAUUUAUUCUAAAUAAAACAAUAUGGAUAUAGAAAUUUUAUCAAAUUAUUUGGACACAUACCGUGGACGAGAUAAAAUUUUAAGUACUUUAUCAUACAUAGCAAAAUUAACUACUGUGGCUGCUACAUCUGAAACAACAGAAAACAAAUUGAAAAUAUUUAGUAGUAAAAUGAGCGAGUGUAGAGUAGCCUUACGUUUAUUAGAUGAUUUACCAAUGUUUCAUUCUGCAACAAAAUAUAAAUGGGGAAAACAGGAAUCUGAUUGGUUUAUUAGAAGUAUAGAACUGAUACAAAUUGGCGUAAAUAUGAUUUUUUGUCCUAUAGAACAUAUCUGCUGGGCUGGAGAUAAUAAAAUUGUAUCGCUUAAUUCUAAACUAUGGAAUAACAUUAUUAUAUGGUUUUGGGUAGUGUCUCUCCAUCUUUCUUUAACAAAAUCAUUAAGAAAAAUAAGUCAAUUAAAGUUAAACAAAUCUCAAGGAAAUGAAACGUGUAAAAAUUCAAACGAAGCAAACAAGAGUAUCAAUCGUGAUAUUCAAGAAGAAUUACUAACAUGUUUAUGCUUAUUAUUGGACAUAAUUUAUGCUGUUAAUUAUCUUCCAAGUGGUGUACUUUGGGGAGGAUAUUUAAAAACGUGGCAUGUUGGAGCACUCGGUACUAUAUCAUGUUGUAUUUCUGUUUAUAGAGCAUUGCACCAAAAAGUAAUGCAAAAAAAGAAAUUAUAACGAUAAAAAUAUCGAUUAUAUUCAUAAUGAAUUUAUAAAUUUGUAUAAAGAUAUGUAAUUAGAUGUAUUAUAAUGGAAAUAUUAAUAUAAAAAAUGUUUUUUAAUGAACUAAAAAAUAAA
This is a messenger RNA of Polistes canadensis, 851 nucleotides long. RefSeq names its product peroxisomal membrane protein 11C (gene Pex11c). Gene Ontology annotation, cellular component: peroxisomal membrane. The transcript is spliced from 4 exons. Bases 33 to 731 code for a protein of 232 amino acids. The record is from RefSeq and is a predicted model, not a curated record. Gene Ontology annotation, biological process: peroxisome fission. Lineage: Eukaryota; Metazoa; Arthropoda; Insecta; Hymenoptera; Vespidae.